Molecule: messenger RNA, 1509 nt
Organism: Peniophora sp. CBMAI 1063
Lineage: Eukaryota; Fungi; Basidiomycota; Agaricomycetes; Russulales; Peniophoraceae
Source: the annotation of a GenBank genome assembly
AUGAGGAAGAAUACUGGACGCAAGUCGGCGAUGAAGACUACGAGCGCUCCCCACACGUCAUCUACCUCAACGUCCAAAGUGAAAAGACCUGGCAUCGGCAAAGCUGCUAUGAAGAGCCCGACGCCACUAUACGGCACCGAAUAUUCCUCGUCGUCCGAUGAUAUCUCAGACACUACAGACUCGGGCGGAGAGUCUAGUAGUCCUAUUUCGAUGAGCGAGCCAUCGUCGCACGACGAAGACGAGCUAGUCACCAAGCUCACACACAUGGACGUCAAGACCGGCUCAAACGCCCCAGGACCCUCACCCCAUGCUGGCAAGAUCGUAGAAUCCCUCAUCAAGAAAGCGCAUGAAAUUGGAAGCCGAGUCGGCGUGGAACCACCGCUCUACGAUGCUUAUAUGGUCAAUUUUUUCAAGUCGGAGUACGACUAUGAUCUCCAGGGGCCCGUCGAUACAUCUGAGAAACCUCGCGUCGUGCGUGUUCGGGGAGGAUGGCGGUGCCCGAUGUUUUGUGCGUACGAGGACGCGUACAAAGGCUGUGUGCUCUACGAUAUACCUUUGCCUAACAAUGCUAUACUGGGCCUACAUAUGUCACGGCAUCACCGUGAUCUUGAAGUUCAUUGGCGAAGUGUUGGGGCGAACAGAAUCCCUCAGAUGUUCAUCUAUCCCCGCUCAACUGAAUCGGAGAUAGAAUGUCUUACGACUUACUAUGAUGAAUCAGCGAUGGGCUAUGAUACGCUCCGUACUGGACUCAAGACCGAACCAAAGCCGGACCCCGAUCUCUCUGCAACGCCAGAGACCAUGCAGACCGACAGCAUCGCGUCGUCAUCUUUAUCUCCGGCUCGUACGAGCGUCACUCUAUCCACACCGGCUCCGUCCACGCCGAUCAAACGCGAACCUUCUCCCGCACCUGUACACCCCGAAAUCGUCGUAUCCCCCGUUCUACCCCCACCGCCAGUCCCUCGUUCCGCAAUCAAGCGCGAGCGUCUGACGGGCAUACCAUUGGACCCCUACAUCCAACCACCCUACCUCACAUCGCCUGUUCCAACUGAAGAUGGGGGAUUGAUCUACUAUUCUUGCCGCCCCGGUGGCCCGCGUAUCUACGACUACCUCCAGGUGCUAUCAUUGAAGCCAUACGGCCUUAUGCGUUGGCAAGUUGAAGAAACCGAGGCGCAUAUACUGGAGAGCGAGGGCUUGAGCGACGUUGGGAAGUGUAUGCAUUCGCUACACAAUCGUUGGGCAUUGUUGCACGAAGUUGAAAUGUACGUCGAUCCGGCAAAGUGCAUUGCAGAUUUCGUGCACACUUGGUGGCAUCACAUAUACAACAUGGUCGGGAUCAAAGUCUUGACGCAAUACCUCACUGACUUUCACCAUCUGAAGCUUAUUUCGGUGAGCCAAGCGGCCAAGAUCUGCGCGCAGUAUCGUCUCGACGUCAAAGCUGGGACGGCAGAGGACGGGUCUCUUCUCCCUCCGGACCAGGUUCAUCAGCAGGAUAUGCAGAUAGACUCCUGA